Messenger RNA from Impatiens glandulifera, 1828 nucleotides. Its product is annotated as sucrose transport protein-like. Lineage: Eukaryota; Viridiplantae; Streptophyta; Magnoliopsida; Ericales; Balsaminaceae. The transcript is spliced from 4 exons. Bases 13 to 1587 code for a protein of 524 amino acids. Gene Ontology annotation, molecular function: sucrose:proton symporter activity. Gene Ontology annotation, cellular component: plasma membrane; vacuole. Gene Ontology annotation, biological process: sucrose transport. The record is from RefSeq and is a predicted model, not a curated record.
UCAUACCAAAUCAUGGAUAAUAAUAAUAAUAAUAACAACGGCAAAGUUUUACAAAAACCACCUCCCCCCGCCGCCGCCGCCACCACCACCGUCGUCGCCGCCGCUUCUCCCCUGAGAAAAAUGAUCCUGGUCGCCUCAAUCGCCGCCGGUGUUCAAUUCGGUUGGGCCCUCCAGCUUUCUCUUCUAACCCCUUAUGUCCAACUCUUAGGUAUCCCCCACCAAUGGGCAGCCUACAUCUGGCUUUGUGGUCCAAUCUCCGGCAUGUUAGUCCAACCCUUAGUCGGUUACUACAGCGAUCGUUGUUCCUCCCGCUUCGGCCGUCGUCGCCCCUUCAUCGCCGCCGGCGCCGCCCUAGUCGCAGUCGCCGUUUUCCUUAUUGGGUUCGCCGCCGACAUCGGUUUCCACGCCGGUGAUGCCUUAACCACCGGAAAACCCAGACCGAGGGCUAUCGCCGUCUUCGUCGUCGGAUUCUGGAUUCUCGACGUCGCAAACAACACUCUCCAAGGACCCUGCCGGGCCUUCCUCGCCGACUUAUCAGGCGGCAGCGCGAAAAAGAUGAGAACGGCAAACGCUGCGUUUUCGUUCUUCAUGGCGGUGGGGAAUAUAUUAGGGUACGCGGCAGGGAGUUACGAUAACCUCCACCGACUGUUUCCAUUCACGGCGACGCGCGCGUGUGAUCACUACUGUUCGAAUUUAAAAAGUUGUUUUUUCUUGUCGAUCAUGCUGUUAGCGGUUGUAACCGUACUCGCUCUCUCUCUAGUUUCUGAACAUCCAUGGACCCCACCUGAAACAGAUGAGGUGGAGGAAAGAGAUGUUACAGACACGUGUAGAGUGCCUUUCUUUGGGGAAUUAUUUGGUGCGUUGAAGGAUUUACCUAGACCCAUGUGGCUUCUCCUUUUAGUGACGUGUUUGAAUUGGAUUGGUUGGUUUCCUUUCCUCUUGUUUGAUACUGAUUGGAUGGGUAAAGAGGUGUUCGGCGGGAAAGUCGGUGAUAAAUCGUACGACGCCGGUGUACGAUCCGGUUCACUGGGUUUGAUGCUUAACUCGGUCGUGUUAGCGGUUAUGUCUUUGGCGGUGGAGCCUUUGGGGAGGGCACUUGGUAAUGUUAAGAGACUUUGGGGAAUUGUUAAUUUUAUACUUGCGAUUUGUCUAGCUAUGACUGUUGUUGUGACGAAGAAGGCUGAGAAUUGGCGACGCUUAGCUAUAAUUCGCGGCGUUAAUAUUUCACAAACGUCGCCUCCUGCCGGAAUAAAGAGCGGCGCUAUUGCUCUUUUCGCCGUGCUUGGAAUCCCACUAGCGGUGACAUAUAGUAUACCUUUUGCUUUGGCUUCUAUUUUCUCUAGCUCGGCUGGGGCAGGACAAGGUCUCUCCUUGGGAGUGCUGAAUCUGGCAAUAGUCAUUCCACAGAUGAUUGUGUCGGUUACGAGUGGGCCGUGGGACGAGCUAUUCGGCGGAGGUAACUUGCCUGCGUUUGUGGUAGCGGCAGUUGCGUCGGCGGCCAGUGGUAUCUUUGCCCUCACUUUGCUUCCAUCUCCGCCGGCAGAUCAUCCGGGUGCGAAAAUGCCAACCAUGGGUGGAUUUCAUUAAAUAAUAAUAAUAAUAAUUAGUGGCGAAAAAAACUAUAGGUUAAGAAGUUUGGUUGUGUAUUAAGAGAAUUAAUCGUCUGUUAUAAAAACAUGACUUGGGGGCAGACGUAGAUUUGAAUUUUGAAGUAUUAUAUAUAAAGUAAAUAUGUAAAUGUAAAACCAUAUCUUAAUAAGCUUAUCAAAGUUUGGCGAUUUGAUCUAAACAUAAUAAUUGCUUUUAUCAAUUGGUUUCAGUUUAUACA